Molecule: messenger RNA, 546 nt
Organism: Momordica charantia (bitter melon)
Lineage: Eukaryota; Viridiplantae; Streptophyta; Magnoliopsida; Cucurbitales; Cucurbitaceae
Source: RefSeq, a predicted model, not a curated record
AUGGAGAACGGCCCCAGCCGGAGCCGACCUUACAAGCGCUACACUCCGACCACCAUUCCGAUCUCCGAGAUCCUUACAAAUAUCGAAGAGUCUGGAAUGGAAAAACUCCUCAAGCGACCUGAGAAACUCAGAGGAGACCUGAUUGCAGCUCUGAACAAGUUUGUUUCGAGGUCAACAGAUAAGUGCCUUCCUUUUUUUAAAGUCCUAAGAAAGAAGGGGCCCUUCGAAUGGACAGCGGAGUGCAAGCAAGCACUGGAGCAGUUGAAGAACUACCUCUGCUCGGCACCUCUGCUUGCCAAGCCAUUGCCGGGAGACAAACUCCACUUGUACUUGACAGUAUCUGACAGCGCCGUCAGCUCGGCCCUAAUCAAACAAGAAGAUAGAGUGCUGCAAAGCCCCGUCUACUACACGAGUAAGGCCAUGACUGAAGCCGAGACCAGAUACCCUCAAUUGGAAAAACUGGCUCUCGCCUUGGUCACCUCGGCCCAAAGGCUUCGGUCGUACUUCCAAGCCCACACUAUUGUGGUGCUCACCAACUUCCCCUGA